AUGUCAACUCAAGAACAACAAAAUGAAAAUAAAAGUUUAGUAUAUUUUGAUUUAACUUGUGAUGGAAAACCAAAAGGUAGAGUUAUAUUUAAAUUAUAUGAUGAUAUAGUUCCAAAAACAACAAAAAAUUUUAGAACUUUAUGUUCAGAAGAAAACAAACAUAAGAAUUCUCCGAUAUCUGGAAAGCCUUUAAGUUAUAAAAAUUCAAUUUUUCAUAGAGUUAUUAAAGAUUUUAUGUGUCAGGGUGGUGAUUUUACUCAUGGAACUGGAAUUGGUGGUGAAUCUGUAUAUGAAAAUUUUGAUAAAUUACAUGAUAAACCAUUUUUAUUAUCAAUGGCAAAUGCAGGACCAAAUACAAAUGGUUCACAAUUUUUUAUAACUACAGUACCAACUCCUCAUUUAAAUGGUAAACAUGUUGUAUUUGGAGAAUUAAUUCAAGGAAAAUCAAUAAUUCGUCAAAUGGAAAGAAGUGAUAAAGAUUCAAAUGAUAAACCUGUUGAUGAAUGGAAAAUUGAAGAUUGUGGUGAAUUACCUGCUGAUUAUGUAUUAAAUGAUAAUCCAGAUGAUGGAACUGGUGAUGAAUUUGAAGAAAUUUUAAAAGAUAAUGAUGUUAAAAAAGUUGAUAUAAAUGAUCCAAAUUCUGUUAUAAAUGCAGUCACCAAAAUAAAAGAUAUUGGAACAAAAUUAUUAAAAGAAGGAAAAUUAAAAAAUUCAAUGGAAAAAUAUUCCAAAGCAGUAAAUUAUCUUGAUGAUUAUUUUCCAGAAGAUUUAUCAAAUGAAAAAAUUUCAGAAAUUAAUAAAUUAAAAAUUUCAUGUCUUUUAAAUUUAUCAUUAGUUUCAUUAAAAUUAAAAAAUGGUAAAAAAGCAAUAAAGGCAGCAAAUGAUGCAUUACAUACUGAUUUAAUUGAUGAUAAAUCAAAAGUAAAAGCUUUAUAUAGAAAAGGGUCCGGAUAUCUUUUAAUAAAAGAUGAAGAAAAUGCUGAAUUAUACUUUAAAGAAGCUUUUAAAUUAGAACCAAAUGAUCCUGCUAUUAAAAAGGGAUUAGAAGAUGUUAAAUUAAAUAUAAAAAAAAGAAAAGAACAACAAAAGAAAUCAAUGUCAAAAUUUUUUAAGUAA
Messenger RNA from Lodderomyces pseudojiufengensis, 1116 nucleotides. It is a transcript of the gene CPR6, whose product is annotated as peptidylprolyl isomerase. Gene Ontology annotation, biological process: protein folding; protein peptidyl-prolyl isomerization. Lineage: Eukaryota; Fungi; Ascomycota; Pichiomycetes; Serinales; Debaryomycetaceae. The record is from RefSeq and is a predicted model, not a curated record. Bases 1 to 1116 code for a protein of 371 amino acids. Gene Ontology annotation, cellular component: intracellular membrane-bounded organelle. Gene Ontology annotation, molecular function: protein binding; peptidyl-prolyl cis-trans isomerase activity. The transcript is spliced from 2 exons.